This is a messenger RNA of Culicoides brevitarsis, 2343 nucleotides long. RefSeq names its product actin nucleation-promoting factor WASL (gene WASp). Gene Ontology annotation, molecular function: actin binding. The transcript is spliced from 3 exons. Bases 429 to 2069 code for a protein of 546 amino acids. The record is from RefSeq and is a predicted model, not a curated record. Gene Ontology annotation, biological process: actin filament organization. NCBI's taxonomy places the organism in Eukaryota, Metazoa, Arthropoda, Insecta, Diptera, Ceratopogonidae.
UGAAAGAUUUUGCCUGAACUCUGUGCGAUGCAAAAUAAUUAAAUUAAACGCUCCCAAAGUCUUUCUAACACGCGAAAAAUACGUGAUCCGCAGAGUUUCGCCGCUGCUCGAUGCAAAGACAUUCCGGAACGGCGGAAAAAUUCGAGACAAAUCGCGAAAAUUGACUUGUAAAAAGUUACACCUACUACCAAGUAUAUCUAAAAACUCGUAUCACAGCAAGAGUGUGUGUGUCGAUGAUAAAUUCGUAUUAAACGUGUAAUGAUCCCCUGUGAAUAACUGAGAAUGGAAUGACGAAAAGUUUUUGGUGCGAAUAGUUUUAAUUAGGAAAUUAGUGAGAUUUUUAUUAUUUUUUCCUCGGCGCGCAUCCGGAUUUAUUGCAAAUUGGGGCAGUUCGUGGCAGCUAAAGUUCGUGUUAGGCAGCAGAAACGAUGACAGCUACAACGGGCAACGUUCGCUUAUCGACGAGCAGCACGGGAAAGAGCGUAAAAGUGAACAGACCGAGUAAAUUGUUGACGCGCGAGGAAAAUGAGCAAGUAUUUCAGUUGCUCGGCAAUAAAAGACAAACGCAGGCGACAGCAGUUGUGCAACUUUUCUCGACAGAACCGCCCGCCCAUUCGACAUGGGUGAAACGACACACGGGCGUUUUGUGUUUCGUCAAGGAUUCGUCGCGUCGCUCGUACUUCAUGCAACUUUACUGCUUGAGCAGGAACGAACUCGUGUGGGAACACGAAGUUUACGAGCCCUUCAUCAUAAAUCGCCCGCGUCAAUAUUUGCUCACGUUCGAGGGCCACGAUCGCAUUGUGUCCUUCAAUUUUGCCUCGGAAGACGAGACAUCGACGUAUUUGCAAACGGUGCAUAAUUUAAUUAGUAGUCGCAUGCGGAAAAAAGAAGAACGUGCGAAACGGAGUGUCAAGCCAGCGAGACCGCCAAAUCCCGUCGUUACGACAAAUAACAACAACAACAACGAUGUCAGCGAUGGCGUUGUGCUGCGAAAUAAGCCUGCGCUGCCCGCAAUUCCCACAAUUGACACUUCCAUGCCCGCGAAAGACGCGAAAACGAACAAAAACGACAAACGAACAAAGAAAAAACUCACAAAAGCGGAUAUUGGGAUGCCGACGGGCUUCAAGCAUGUCACGCACGUUGGAUGGAAUUCCGAAUCUGGCUUCAAGUUCGACGGAGAGGACGACGAAGCACUUAAACCGUUCUUAAUUAAAGCCGGUGUGUCGGAGCAACAGUUGAAAGAUCGCGAAACGAAGGCAUUUAUUUAUGAUUUUAUCCAAUCGAACAACGUUUUGGAAAGUAUCAAGUCGGAGCAAUUGUAUUCGCCGCCGCCAGUCGAAUUGCAGCAAAAACAGCAGCAGCAAGAAGAGGAAAAACAAGCUGUGCCGCCUGUGCCAUCGAGAAAUUCAGCGAAAAUUGUGCCCCCGCCUCCCCCGUCGAUACACACGAAGCAAGCGGUGAAUCGAACAGCGCCCCCAGCACCGCCCGCAAGACAUCAACCAGCUCCCAAAAGACCAAGUCCGCAGUUACAACAGGAAUUUAUCACGCAUGAAAGGGUUCCUGAUGCGAUUCCGAAACCGCCGACGAUUAGACUUCCUGAUCCGCCCAAGAGACCUCCGCCAAUUACGUCGACGAUUCCUCCUCCGCCUCCUCCUCCCCCAAUUACCAUCCAGAGUCCCAUCUCGCAACCAAGCAGCAAUAAAACAUCACCAAUUAACAGCGGCAAUGCUGGAGCAAAUCUUCCCGCAAUCACAGAUGACCGCUCUGCCUUAAUGGAAAGCAUACGAAAAGGGACCAAACUGCGGAAAGUCGAUCAAAUUUCCGUGGGAAGCAGCGGAAGCGGAGACGCUCGCACCGAAUUGCUCAACGAAAUACGACACGGCACGACAUUGAGACCUGCGGAAGAGCGUGUUCUCUCCAAUAGACUAAGCAAUGACGAAGCGGCGCCCACAGACGCACUCGCUUUGGCUCUGAGACGUGCGCUGGAGCAACGAAAGGGCGCCAUUCAAUCCGACUCGGAUGACGACAGUAGCGAAAGUUUUGACAAUGAUAACGAAUGGGACGAUUAAAGCGACAAAUAAUAAGUAAUAAAAGGUAGCAACUCAUUAAAUUAUAAAAAAAAAUAAUUAAUAAUAUCUCCUCGACUAUAACUCGAAUAUAUCGUAAAUACCUAAUAAUAAAUUAAAGCAAGAAACUUUAUCAUGUUACAUAUUAUAUAGAUACUGAAGUUUAAUCAAAAGUAAUUUUAUUAUUUGUUAUUAAUUAAUAAUAAUAUUAAACAUUAAAAAAUGCUGUUGCAUAGUUCUCCAUUCUUCUCCUUUUUUUUGAAGCUCAAUCUAUUUC